GGGUGGCUGCUGUCAGCUCCGCGUACGUGUGCGAGCGCAUGCGGGAGGCCCUGGCCUCUCCGGGCCUGCGAACGGGCGGGGCCCGGCGCGAGGGGUCAACCCUGGGCCUUGUCUUCUGGGGCUUUGUCUUCUGGGACUUGUCAAAGUGGGAAGCGUAGUGCUUCCCAGACUGUUUUUUAGAUGGGCGUGGGCGAAUGGGACUCGGUAUGUUGCUGUAGAGCUGUCUCCUUUGGGGUGCGAAGCUUUUUCUUUGUAGAAUAGGAAAAUUUGAAUUCUAACAGAUUGGACCGUCGUUAGCUAUAUAAUACUUUUUUUUUUUUAAUUAGACAUCUACUAAUCUAAUAAAAAAUACAGGACUUCUAUGUCUGUUUAAACAUAUUCCUCUUAAGGCGCUCAAAGACUUAGCUUAUUUUAAAUAAAGCACUUUGAGAUAUGCCUAGUUAAGGAUCUCGAAACUUAAGCUACCCCAUGUGAUGCUGUUUUUAUUUGGGGGGGUUUGUUGGGAGGUGUUGGCCUUUUUACUUUUUUCAUUAUAUUGUUUGCCAACUAUUGAGGAUCCUUUGGGAGAAGAUAAUCUUGUUGGACAGAAGGGAGUGGCAGAAUGAGAAAUUUAGAAAAGAACAUGUUUACAAAAGAAGCUUUAGCUUUGGCUUGGCGAUAUUUUUUACCUCCAUACACCUUCCAGAUCAGAGUUGGUGCUUUGUAUCUGCUGUAUGGAUUAUAUAACACCCAACUGUGUCAACCGAAACAAAAGAUCAGAGUUGCCCUGAAGGAUUGGGAUGAAGUUUUGAAAUUUCAGCAAGAUUUAGUAAAUGCACAGCAUUUUGAUGCGGCUUAUAUUUUUAGGAAGCUACGACUAGACAGAGCAUUUCACUUUACAGCAAUGCCCAAACUGCUGUCAUAUCGGAUGAAGAAAAAAAUUCACCGCACUGAAGUUACAGAAGAAUUUAAGGACCCAAGUGAUCGUGUGAUGAAACUUAUCACUUCUGAUGUGUUAGAGGAAAUGCUGAAUGUUCAUGAUCAUUAUCAGAACAUGAAACAUGUAAUUUCAGUUGAUAAGUCUAACCCAGAUAAAGCCCUCAGCUUGAUAAAGGAUGAUUUUUUGGACAAUAUUAAGAACAUAGUUUUGGAGCAUCAGCAGUGGCACAAAGACAGAAAGAAUCCAUCCUUAAAAUCAAAAAUUAAUGAUGGAGAAGAAAAAACAGAAGGAAAUUCACAAGAAACAGAGAGAUGUGAAAGGGCUGAAUCAUUAGCGAAAAUAAAAUCAAAGGCCUUUUCAGUUGUCAUUCAGGCAUCCAAAUCGAGAAGGCAUCGUCAAGUCAAACUUGAUUCUUCUGACUCUGAUUCUGCAUCUGGUCAAGGACAAGUCAAAGCAACCAAGAAAAAAGAGAAGAAAGAAAGAUUGAAACCAGCAGGAAGGAAAAUGUCUUUCAGAACCAAAGGUAACGUUCAGAAUAUACACAAGGAAGACAAACCUUUAAGUCUGAGUAUGCCUGUAAUUACAGAAGAGGAAGAAGAGAAUGAAAGUUUGGGUGGAACAGAGUUCACUGCAUCCAAGAGGAGGAGAAAACGCUGAACAAAGAGCCUGGCGUAGUUUUUAAUUUUGAGCUUUCUGACAGAAGAAAAGAUUGAUAUUUUGUGUAUUGAACAGGAAGACUGCCAGUGUUAAAAAUAAUCCUUCUGGGAAACUAUAGGUUAUUUCUUGGAAAUUGCAAUACACAGUUCUAGAAUAAAAGAGCAAAAAAUUAGAAUAAGAAUUCUUUAACAUUUUUAAUGAUAUGCAUAAAUGGAGAUAAAACUUGUAUUUAGUAUGUAGUAGAAAAAAUUCUGUUGUUUGAAGAUUGUUACUGUUUCCUAUAACGUUUUGUGAUACUAUGCUGUCCUAAUACAGUCUGGUAAUACUAUUCUAUUAAAAUAUUUUUAUUGAAAUGUUAAUGUUUAUUACAUGCAAAUCACUGAUUAUUUUGUAUCUACAGUCUGAUAAUGGAUUUUUCUUAUGUAUAUUACACUAUUUUGUAUGUUGUUAAGUGCAACAAAGUUUUUGCUUUGUUUUAUUUUUUAAUACAUAAGACUCACAUUCUCAUAAUGUGAUUGAUAACUUAGGAAGUUCACAGCUUACUUUCUACUUCUGCAAUUGAUUAAAUAUUUUUUAGUGCUUUUUUAAAGCUCCCUUUGGUCUAAUGUAUAUAUAUGUUUAUGUUAGUGUAUGUGUAGAUAUGUGUAUGAAUAUGUGUCCAUAUAUAUAUGACUAGUCAAUAAAUUGUGUAAGUACUUGAAUACUAAUACUUAAAUUAGUAUUUAAUACUAAUUUAUAUAAUACUAAUUAGUGUAGUAUUGUAUACUAAUUUAAGUAUUAAGUACUUAGUACUUAAAUGCUAAUUAUUUCCAAUAAAACUUUUAAGAAGAAUAAUGUAAAUUUCAGAAUGUGUCUGUGGUACAGAAUAGUUGAUAUUCACAGAAAAAAAACUAUAGCUUCAUGAAUAUGUUUCUCUGUUUGUUAAUUUUUCAUUCCAGACAUUGUUAUUAGAGACUGCUUGAGCCGUGUUAUUUGAAUUGCUGCCAGUAGCAGACCAUCUCCAUAUUAUGUUGUUGGCUCAACUUUUUUUUUUUUUUUUCCUAAUAGAGAUCAGGUAUCGCUGUGUUGCUCAGGCUGGUCUUGAACUCCUGGGCUCAAGCUGUUCUCGUCCCUCAGCCUCCCAAAGUGCUGGGAUUAUAGGUGUGAGCCACUGCACCCAGUAUUAACCUGUUUUACAGUUGAUUAUACUUCAUGCUGUUUUCUAGCAUGGUAUUAUUAAGGGAUUUAACAUUUUGGUUGAAGAUCAAAUUCAUGAUAUCUCUAUAUAUAAUCUUUAAAAAUCAGAAUAGUAAUGCUGACCCAAAUAAAACUUUCAUUUAUUAGAAUUCAUGCUGUCGCAAUUGUUUCCUUUGACUUCAGAUGUUUUUGGUCAUAGAUGGGCACUUUUCAUUAUGUGGACAUUGGGUGGAGCAUCUUGGAUGUAAACAUUCUGGGGUUGGGGUAUAGAUCCAUUAUUGGCCUCACUUGAUGUGCCCAGUUGUUUGCUAGAACUUGUCUGAUCAUUAAAGUGUGUAGACAUUGUACAGCUA
This is a messenger RNA of Sapajus apella (tufted capuchin), 3105 nucleotides long. It is a transcript of the gene SNAPC1, whose product is annotated as small nuclear RNA activating complex polypeptide 1. Gene Ontology annotation, cellular component: snRNA-activating protein complex. The record is from RefSeq and is a predicted model, not a curated record. Gene Ontology annotation, molecular function: sequence-specific DNA binding. The coding region runs from base 602 to 1576 and encodes 324 amino acids. The transcript is spliced from 10 exons. Gene Ontology annotation, biological process: snRNA transcription by RNA polymerase II; snRNA transcription by RNA polymerase III. Lineage: Eukaryota; Metazoa; Chordata; Mammalia; Primates; Cebidae.